AUGAGCUUGAGCGAAUUUGCCGAAGCGCAAAAACCGUAUUACACUGUGCAACCUCGGGUCAAGAGAAGGAAAGUCUCGUGUAGAAAGGGCACUGACCCAUUCGUAAAACUUCUGUCCGGGGAAGAGACAAUGGACAUGGUAAACAAGAGGUGGACUCUAUACCAUCAGCUUCACUCUCAGUUUUAUGCACAAGUUGACGAAAUUGUCCAGAGAAUCGAGCGCGAUAUGCGCCGUGAAAUUUCCAACGUUUUAGUGAACGGGUCGAAAACUUGUUCAUCGCCUUCUUUCAAUUGCCUUUUUCUCUUGGGCUCUGACAGUACGACGAACAUAGAAUUGCUGGAUCAGGAUGCCCAUACGAUGAAUGUGAUCAUAGAUCUAAAACCAAAAGAGUCGCCAAACGUCCGAAUGAUGCUGAGGAGGUCCAUGUUCAAACUGCUGAGUGCCGCCGAGGCCUCCCAAGCAGGGCAAGCCAAUCUCAAUUCAAAAUCGAAGAGUACCGAAGAAGAAAAUAGAAAUACGGAUAAUGAGCUUGACGAAUUUGAGUCGACUGCGAACGUCGGGGUCUCCUAUGAUCUGUCCUUAGUACAAAACUUCAAGAAGGUAUUCAAAAAGAACUUGAAGCUUGUGUUUAACUUCAAAGACGUUGAUUCUUUCAAUUCUCAGGUGCUGGAUGACUUCAUCAACCUUCUCAAAUCGUCUCUCGAGCACGAUUCUGUUGAUAUAUGCUUAGUGCUGAAUAUCAAUACAAACUUGUCGAACAUUCAGAAAAACCUAAAACAGUCGACCGUUCGUUCAUUGAAGAAGAACUUCACCAUUAUUGACCUCAGCCAUAACAAAGGGUUCAAAUAUGCCAAUCAGACGUUUCAGAGCUUUUUGAACACCGUCGAAGGUAAGCUGAAUCUAUCAUCUGACUUUGUUGGUUUCAUUCUGGAAAAGAUGGCGAAUAAUGCCACGCAUAACCUUCAACUACUUACCAAGAUUUUGGAUUACUCGCUGAUGUCGUAUUUUUUCCAGAAUCCUUUUUCAGUCUUCAUAGAUCCCACCAAUGUCACGUAUCUUGAUGACAAUUACCUACCUCCACUAAUCAAGUGUCCCACAUUCAUGAGUUUCAUUGACGGUAUGGUACGAGACCAGGCACCAUCUGACGAGAUUAUUAGACUGCUUGAGAAUCAAGACUCGAGUUUGAAAGAGUUUUUUGCUGAGUUUCUCAUCAGGGAAAACCCAAUCAAUGACCACUUGAAGCUUGUAGUCGAAGUGCUCGAGAAUCAACUAGGAGUUUUCAACUAUAACCUGAUUGAUUUGUACCAUCAUAUGCUUACUGGAAAACUAUCAGAGUUCCUGGCGAAAUGGCCGGCCAGCCAAGAGUUCGAUGAUAUCCUCAAAUUCAAACUUGUCGAUAUAAUAUUCCAGGAGUUGUUUACGCUCGACAACAGCAAGGAACUUUUCUCACAGUCGCUUUUUCCUUAUUUGCGCUCUAACCUUGAGGACAAUCUUAUCAACUCUGAUAGGAUACUGCCGCCAGCUGUGAAACGGCAGCACAAGGCAAGCCCUUUCAAUGAAGACUUUGAAGCAACGAUAGACCUACCUCUCUGCAAACUUUUCAGUCUUUACAGGGAAGCGAGCUCGCUCAUAAACCUCUACGAUUUUUAUUGUGCUUUCAAAGAAACAGUGUGUGAGAAAACCCUCCUGAACUAUGUAAAGAGCGCGAUCGAUUCUGCAGAUUCAAGAUUCAAAGAAGAAGAGCGGACACAAGUCAAGAAUUUGGUGAAGAAUCAAGGUCUCGAUGUCGUUGUUGAGAAAAUGAUAUUAGUCUGGUUCAUUCAGUCUGUAUCCGAGUUUCAGCAGAUUGGUUUGCUGAAAGGGACAAACAAUACUUCUUGCGAAGUUGUCGAGAAGUGCAUAUGGAGGGGAUUGUGA
This is a messenger RNA of Lachancea sp. 'fantastica', 1917 nucleotides long. Lineage: Eukaryota; Fungi; Ascomycota; Saccharomycetes; Saccharomycetales; Saccharomycetaceae. The record is from the annotation of a GenBank genome assembly.